Molecule: messenger RNA, 529 nt
Organism: Cantharellus anzutake
Lineage: Eukaryota; Fungi; Basidiomycota; Agaricomycetes; Cantharellales; Hydnaceae
Exons: 3
Coding region: 40-333 (97 amino acids)
Source: RefSeq, a predicted model, not a curated record
GAAGACUUUUCUGCACACCUCUAAGAUCAUCGAUUCGAAAUGGCGUGGGUAAACAGGCUCAACGAUUGCCAACAAUGGGUUAACCGGUACUUGAACGGACCGCCGAUGAGUAUCGAGUAUACAUUCAACGAGGCCAUUGGGGAUCAAGAGUUUACUGUGUACUGGAGGGCAACAUGUUUUGUCAACAACAUUCCCUAUGUCGGACCGCCUCGAACGUCCAAGAAGGCUGCUAGAGACGCGGCAAGCUAUGAAGCGUGUCUGGAAUUGGGAAUCUUCAGGCCACCACCACCACAUCCCUUCGAUCCCCGGUUCCUGAUUGAGGAAAACCUCUAGAAUGACUUUUGAGCCCUCUUCACAUCUGGAUAUAAUAUGUAUACCCGCUUAAUACUGAAGAAUUUUUCACUUCAUGCUGAUUUUUGGAUUCAAACGGGCUAUUUUGGGUCGAAUAUCCGGAAGUCGAGAACGAGUCCACAAUAACGGGUUGAACACCCUUCGUCGAAAGGAGGAAAUGUGACGGGUCACAACAAGC